GGCGGAGGAGAGAGAGAGAGAGCGAGUGAGUUGGAGUUGUUGCUCUGCGCUCUUUGCCAGUCAGAGGUGUGUUUUUUUCGGUUCCACUCUGUGUCUUUGGGUAGCAGGACCCCGCCGUGCAGCCAGCCUCCAGUGCCAUGUCCAACAGCUGUCUUGGUAAAAGGUCGCAGCUCAUCUGAAGGGGGAAGGUAGCACCUUGCUUUGAGGAGGACAGAAGAUUUUAAAAAAAAACUAAAAAACAGAAGACCGACCAGUUGCAGAGAGAGGGGGGGUGCAUAACUGACAACCCCUCCCUCCUCUCCUCACUAAACAGGGCAAAAACGGAAGGCUUUGGAGUAUUCAAUUUUUUCUUUCGCUUUAUAUUUUUCUUAUUCCUCAUCGCCGUGCUGGGAGGUGCUUCAUCUUUUCAUAUAGUCUCUCUCUCCGCCACUUGCCUUCUCAUCUAUUUCUCCAUCUACCUGGUUUACAAUUUCCUCUAUUUAUGAGUGAGAGAGAAGAGGAAGGACAGAAGAGUUUUUGUAUGAUUUUUCUGUUCUUCCUUUCCUUCUCUCCUCUCGCCCCCCCCCUCUUUUCACCCAACCAUAUCAUACCUGUCAGUCCCUCCCUGCCAUUGUAUUUCUAGCUGCCACCAUCAGUUCAUCACUCCCCACCCUACGCCUUUCUGUCUCAGAAGUCUGAUGUAAUAUGAACUUGGAUGAUUUUUUUUCCCUCUUUUUCAAAGACAACAAAAAAACCUCCUCAUGAAUGACUCUUUUUUUCCCCUUUUCCUUCUCUUUUGGUCCCUCCACACCCAUUUUCUUUGCAUCACACCCGUGCGGGAUUCUUAAAUGUUACUCUAGACUGAGAGAGAGGAGAGCGCAGAGCGGCCCGCAAAACCCAUCAUCAUGACCGGCUAAAGCAACGCCAAGGCAAGCACAGUCAGAAGAAGAAGAAGAAGGAGGAAGGAAGGAAGGAAGGGAGAGAAGAAGAAGACAAGGAGUUUGUGCACACUCACUGCUGCUCAUCUCCACGGCAACUGUGUUCUCGCAGGCUCACAGACUUCUGGGAGGAGACCUUGGCGCGCCGCAUCGUCGCCGUUGGAGGAAGGGAAAGGGAGUCAGAUGGAAAGGGACCAAUGAAGGAGCGCCCCUCCACCGCUCGCCAUCUGCCAUCGUUUUGAUCCCUUUUGUUGAGUUCACACGCACACUGACAUUUUUAGUUGAGCGGAGUCAACUUUUUAAAAGUCUUCUUGACUUUAUAUGUCAAAAUCAUUGUUUGUACACAAUUGACGAUCCAACUACACUCCAAAAAACAGUCACCAUCAUCCCGACAAAGCCACGGCAUCGCGCUCCUCGACCCCCCCACUCGGACCAAGACUCCCCAGCCGCCGCCCUGCAAGACCCCCGGCCUCAGACUGCCCCCGCAAGUGACUUCAUCUGUCUACCAUCCCUCCAUCCGAGGCUAUGAGAGGAGGAGUCGAAUCCCAGAUCACUCCAUCAUGCCAGUUCUGAAGAGCAGAGAGGAGAUCCGGGCUGGCAAUGUUCAAGGGACGGCAUUCACACUCCUCCACAAUGCUUGUCAGCCUCCACCUUUCUCCCUCCCGUCUUCACGACAAGCGCUACGUCUCCUCCCUCUCCCCCCCUCACCACCCUCCUUCUCCUCCCCGGGACCAGUCGCCUCGCCGUCCUUGUUUUUGGCCUCGGCCAACCCCGCCCUUGCUCUCCUUGUCCCUCACUCUGCUGCUCCUCUCCAUACUCAUGUUACCCGUCUGCGAGUCUCGCAGGGGCGGAGGGGCAGGCACAGGGCCUGGAGGGCCCCCCGGGGGACAAGGCGGCCAGAGGGGAGACGGCACCCAGAGGGGGGUCGUCAUCCCUCCCCAGUACUCUCCCGCCUCACCGGCUGUCCCACCAAUCAGUCCCAAGAUGAUCAACUCCCUCAGCAUAGCCGUCAUCCUGGUGGGCAACUCUAGUGACGUGACCCUGGGGGCCGGACUCGAGAAAGAGGACUUCCUCCACAUCCCUUACCCUCCCAAAGUCGAGUUGGUCACCAUGAACGAGACCGACCCAAAGAGCAUCAUCAAUCGCAUCUGCGCCCAGAUGAAGAGGAGCUCUCUGCAAGGCGUGGUGUUCGGUGACGACACGGACCAGGAGGCCAUCGCUCAGAUCCUGGACUUCAUAUCCGCCCAGACACACAUUCCCAUCCUGGGCAUCAGGGGAGGCUCCUCCAUGGUCAUGGCUGCCAAGGACGACCACUCCAUGUUUUUCCAGUUUGGUCCGUCCAUCGAGCAGCAGGCCUCCGUCAUGUUGAACAUCAUGGAGGAGUAUGACUGGUACAUCUUCUCCAUAGUCACCACAUACUACCCUGGCUACCAGGACUUUGUCAACAAGGUCCGAAGUACCAUCGACAACAGCUUCGUAGGGUGGGAGCUGGAAGAAGUCUUCCUGCUGGACAUGUCCGUGGACGACGGAGACUCCAAGAUCCAGAACCAGCUGAAGAAACUGCAGAGUCCUGUUAUCCUGCUCUACUGCACCAAGGAGGAGGCCAGCACCAUCUUCGAGGUGGCCCAUUCCGUGGGCCUCACGGGUUACGGCUUCACAUGGAUCGUGCCGUCGCUGGUCGCUGGGGACGCAGACCACGUCCCCGAUGUCUUCCCCACAGGUCUUAUCUCAGUGUCGUAUGACGAAUGGGACUACAACAUUGAGGCCAGGGUGCGUGAUGCAGUGGCGGUCAUUGCCACGGCGACCUCCACCAUGAUGCUUGACCGGGGGCCGCACACACUGCUGAAGUCAAGCUGCUUUGGGACGCCCGACAAAAAGAGCUCCAACACCGUCCACUCCAGGGAAAUAUUGAAGUACCUCAUGAAUGUGACGUUUGAAGGCCGUAACCUGUCAUUUAGCGAAGAAGGUCACCAGAUGUUUCCCAAACUGGUCAUCAUUCUUCUCGACAAGGACAGACAAUGGGACAGGGUUGGCAAGUGGGAGAGAGGCUCUCUGACGAUGAGGUACCAUGUGUGGCCUCGCUUUGAGCUGUACUCAGCGGCGGAGGAGCGGGAGGACCACCUGUCCAUCGUGACUCUGGAGGAAGCGCCGUUUGUCAUCGUGGAGGACGUGGAUCCGCUCAGUGGCACCUGCAUGAGGAACACGGUGCCGUGCCGCAAACAGCUCAAACUCAGCAAUCAGACUGGCGAUUCAGGGAUUUACAUCAAGCGCUGCUGCAAAGGUUUCUGUAUUGACAUCCUGAAGAAGAUCGCCAAGGCGGUCAAGUUUACUUACGACCUCUACCUGGUCACCAACGGCAAACAUGGCAAGAAGGUUAAUGGGACAUGGAACGGCCUGGUUGGAGAGGUGGUGCUGAAGAAUGCCCACAUGGCAGUGGGUUCGCUCACCAUCAACGAGGAGAGGUCCGAGGUCAUUGACUUCUCCGUGCCCUUCAUUGAGACGGGGAUCAGUGUCAUGGUCUCCCGUAGCAACGGCACCGUGUCCCCCUCCGCGUUCCUCGAGCCCUUCAGCGCCGAUGUCUGGGUGAUGAUGUUUGUGAUGCUGCUGUUGGUGUCGGCCGUGUCUGUGUUUGUGUUUGAGUACUUCAGCCCUGUGGGUUACAAUCGCUGCCUGGCAGAUGGACGAGAACCCGGCGGCCCCUCUUUCACCAUCGGUAAGGCCGUCUGGCUGCUUUGGGGUCUGGUGUUCAACAACUCCGUCCCCGUGCAGAACCCCAAGGGGACCACUAGUAAGAUCAUGGUGUCCGUGUGGGCCUUCUUCGCUGUCAUCUUCCUGGCCUCCUACACUGCCAACCUUGCCGCCUUCAUGAUCCAGGAGGAGUACGUGGACCAGGUGUCGGGCCUGUCGGAUAAAAAGUUCCAGAAUCCCAAUGAAUUCUCACCCCCGUUCCGGUUCGGCACGGUGCCCAACGGGAGCACAGAGCGCAACAUCCGCAACAACUACCGGGACAUGCACAGUUACAUGACCAGCUUCCACCAGAAGAACGUGGACGAGGCGCUGUACAGUCUGAAGAGCGGCAAACUGGAUGCUUUCAUCUACGACGCGGCGGUGCUGAACUACAUGGCGGGCAGAGACGAGGGCUGUAAGCUGGUCACCAUCGGGAGCGGCAAGGUGUUCGCCUCCACCGGCUACGGCAUCGCCAUCCAGAAGGACUCCGGCUGGAAGCGAGCCGUGGACCUGGCCAUCCUAAUGCUAUUUGGAGAUGGUGACAUGGAGGAGUUUGAGGCCCUGUGGCUGACGGGCAUCUGUCACAACGAGAAGAACGAGGUGAUGAGCAGCCAGCUGGACGUGGACAACAUGGCGGGGGUCUUCUACAUGCUCGGCGCCGCCAUGAUCCUGUCGCUGAUCACCUUCAUCUGUGAACACUGGUUCUACUGGCAGCUGCGCUUCUGCUUUAUGGGCACGUGCACGGGGCAGCCCGGCGCCACCUUCUCCAUUAGCAGGGGUAUCUGGAGCUGCAUCCACGGGGUGCAGAUUGAGGAAAACAAGUCCACCACAGACUCGCCGUCGGCCACCAUGAAGAAGAACAUGAACAACACCCACUCCAACAUCCUGCGCUUGCUCCGCACUGCCAAGGACAUGACCGCCGUGCCGGGCAUCAACGGCUCGCCGCACGCCGCCCUGGAGUACAGCCACAGCGGCCGCGACUCGGCCAUCUACGACAUCCAGGAGCACCGGCGCAGCUUGGUGGGCCACCCGGCCGACUGCAAGUCAGCGCCGCCCUACCUGCCCGAGGACAACAUGUUCAGUGACUACAUCAGCGAGGUGGAGAGGACUUUUGGCAACUUGCCCCUGAAGGACAGCAACCUGUACCAGGACCAUUACCUGCACCACCACCCGGCCUCGGCUCUGGGUAUGUCCGGCCCCGCGCCAAACAGGCCGCGUAGCUUAGGCAGCACUAGCUCGUUGGAGGGGGGCAUGUUCGAUUGCGACAGUUUAGGGGGAGGGGUAGCGCCCAUCUUCACCACCCAGCCCCGGCCCUCCAUGACUCACAGGAAUACAAAACAGUUUGACCUGAUCACCGGCCACACCCCUGCGGACUCCAGCCAGGGCGGGUUCAAGGGAAACAAUGUGUACGGCAGGUUUUCCUUCAAAGGAGGUGCAUCCAGCGCGGGGCUCAUCGGGGGUCCCGACAGGUACUGUGGUGGGCGCGGGGGAGGCUCAGGGGGGGACGAUGGGAACAUUCGCUCCGACGUCUCGGAUAUCUCCACGCACACUGUCACCUACGGCAACCUGGAGGGAAACAACAAGCGGCGUAAGCAGUACAGGGACAGCCUGAAAAAGAGGCCCGCCUCGGCCAAGUGCAGACGGGAGCAGGACGAGAUAGAGCUGAGCGGCCUCAGGAGGAGAGCCCACCACCACACCGUCCACCACCACUUCCCCCACGGGCCCCUGGCACACCGCACGGUCUCACCUCCCCUGGAGCGGAAGAGGGGAGGCGGAGGGGGUAAUUCUUCACCUUACAUUUUCCGCAAAGACAAAGAGAACCUGAGAGAUUUCUAUGCGGACCAGUUCCGCUCCAAGGAGGGCAAGGCCAAGUGGGAGCAAGAGAGUGGAAGUGGAGGAAGCGGCGUGGGCGGUGGUAGUGGUGGUGGUAUCUGUAAAAGCUUAGUGCCUGUGGAAGACUUCCUCAAAGGUAAAGGCAAGAAGCCCGAGGGUAAAGGCGGGCUGGGCUCAGUGUCGGCAGGGCAGCAGGCCCACACCUGCUGGGAGCAGGGGGUUUCGGGGCUGGGAGGCGGCGGCAUUGCAGGGGGCGACUGGGAGUGUCGGAACUCCCACAAUGCCUGUCACCACGGCGGCGGUGUGGGAGGAGGCGGUGGCGUUUGCAGUCGCCCCAGCUCCGCCAGCUGCAAGCGCUGCGACUCGGGUAAGAUCCCGCCGAGCAACCUGUACAACAUCAGCGAGGACAACAUGGUGUUCGCCGGAGUGAAGAGCAGCGUAGGACCCGGCCAAGCACAAGCACAAGCCCAGGGGCAGCGCAGGAAGCUAGGGGCGGGCGGGAGGGUGUUACGGAGGCAGCACUCGUACGACACGUUCGUGGACCUGCAGAGGGAGGGGGCGGGUCGCGUGGGAGGGGGCGGCGGCGGAGGGCAGUUUCCCCAGCCGCGGAGUGUGAGCUUGAAAGACAAGGACCGCUCCAUGGAGGGCCCCAGUCCUUACGCUCACAUGUUUGAGAGGUACGCGGGGGAGAGGGAGUCUUCCAUGUUCGGCGGAGUAGGCGGCGAUAGGGCGAAAGGAGGCUCCUCCUUCAGUCUGUUCCGCGGGGGCGAAGGUGGGUCCCACAAGCGUUCCGUCGGGGAGAGAGACCUGCGAGACAGAGCGAUGAUGGGAGGUGGGGGCUGUGGUGGUGGUGGUGGUGGUGGUGGUGGUGGCGGUAGCAGCAGAGGGGCCGGGACUUACUCCUUGUCUAAAUCUCUCUACCCAGAUAAGGUGAACCAGAACCCCUUCAUCCCAACCUUCGGCGAUGACCAGUGUCUAUUACACGGCGCCCAACCGUACUACGUCAAAAAGCCACAGACGCCGCAGCAGCAGCAGCAGCUUCUCAACAACAGCCGAGGAGGAGGCGACUUCCGCGGCUCCAUGGGAACCGCUUCCUAUUUGCCCGCGUCCGCCACAGCUGGGGUCAUGUCCAAUGUGGCCCCCAGGUUCCCCAAUGACUUGUGUCUGGGCGGGGUGGGGGGCCCCAUGGGGAACCACCACGGAGCCAGCAAGCUACUGCCACUGGGCAGGGACACGUUAGGUCUGGGGCCGGGACAGCGAACCUUCAACGGCGCCAGCAACGGACACGUUUAUGAAAAGCUCUCCAGCAUUGAGUCAGACGUCUGAAGGGGGGGGCGAGGCAGGGACAGAGCGGCAGAAGAUAAAGUGGGCAAAGAAAACAUGGGGGAGAGAAACUCAUGGAUGCCGACGACCUCUCAGCGCAACGAGAACGAGGAGACACGAGUGUGUGUGUGUGUGUGUGCGUGUGUGUGUGUGUGUGUGUGUGCGCGUGUGUGCCGUUCUGAACAAAUCUGGACGAUGCAGAGAGGCCACUGCAGGCUAAGCUGUGAAGUCUGGCGGGAGACAAGUUCUUAAUGAGAAGAGAGGAUUCUGGUGCUGCUCCGACGCUCAGAGAGAGAUAGAGAAGGAGAGAGGGGAGGAAGGGGGAUG
Pungitius pungitius (ninespine stickleback) is the source of this 7127-nucleotide messenger RNA. It is a transcript of the gene grin2bb, whose product is annotated as glutamate receptor, ionotropic, N-methyl D-aspartate 2B, genome duplicate b. The record is from RefSeq and is a predicted model, not a curated record. Gene Ontology annotation, molecular function: NMDA glutamate receptor activity. Gene Ontology annotation, cellular component: NMDA selective glutamate receptor complex; plasma membrane. NCBI's taxonomy places the organism in Eukaryota, Metazoa, Chordata, Actinopteri, Perciformes, Gasterosteidae. The transcript is spliced from 16 exons. The coding region runs from base 1518 to 6803 and encodes 1761 amino acids. Gene Ontology annotation, biological process: long-term synaptic potentiation; monoatomic ion transport; excitatory postsynaptic potential.